AUGCCACAGCGAAGUCGUCGUAGAUGUGCCAAGCCCGAGUUUGCGAACGACUCCAACACGAUCUCCGCGCUCCCGACACACUUGAAUCACCUCGUCUACACCAAUACCCACCGAGAGACUGUGUUCGAAUUCCACUCCAUGCGCCCAUCCGCUUGUGAUCGAUGCCAUACGGUCAGGUCCCGCUGCCUGGCGGGGCCAGGAGAGACAUGCUAUCGCUGCUAUCGCUUGCAUUACCCGUGCACAUACUCGCGGCGACGCCAGCGACCAGGACGAAAGCCACGCGUUGCCUCGGUUGCGGCAUCAGCAUCAAGGACAGAUCGCAGUGACACCGCUCGCACUUUGGACACCUCUGUUGUAGCCACACAUGGACAGAGGAAUGAUGAGACGAGAACAAGAGCCCCAAAAAUCGAGCUUCUGAGUUUGCUACGCUGGGAAAGUACAGUGUCUCGUGUGUCCGAGUAUACGGCGGUCGAGAUCUGUCAGUUCUUCUCGCUGGGAGAGUUGUUAAGUCGUGAGAUGAGCCAGAUGAUUCGUGCCCGCAUCAGGGAGGCCCCAAUGCUACUGCUUGAUCCUUACGCAGCGGUAACCCGCGUCCUUCUGCGCUCUACCACAAACCAGCCUGCCUGUAGUGACAGCGACUGGUCUAGCUGUGCGUCAGCAUUACAGGUAUUGAGGAAUGCCCAGAUUACUAGCCCAGAGCAUGCGGGCAACCUGUUAUCCUUGGGCCUGAGUCUGGUGACAUUCCACCGUCUCAUCUCAGGUAUUUCGGCGAGCACCAUUUGCCGAUUCACCCUCUCAUUGGUACGCCCGCUCUAUUAUUCUGAACAGUUACAGGAGUCGGACAUGAGAGAACUGCUCUGUCUAGUCUUCCUCGACGUCACCGAGUCUCUCUUUCGAGCGAGAAUCCCCGUUAUUGAGUAUCGAGUGCGUGAUCCGUACCUCGUAAACCACCAUGCGGGCCUGUGUGGAUCUCUCCUCCCCCUUCUUUAUCGUGUUUGUCUUCUCAGGGUUGCCAUCAGGAAGGAACCUCAAGUGCCUAUCCCUCCUGAUCAGUUUGAUAACCUUCGGGAGGAGAUCGUUGCAUGGGCCCCCACUGUGUCAGCUGCAACCAUCGAGCGCUUCUCGGAGCAGGAGAUGGUGCUCCUUCUUACGCAAGCUAAUCUCCACCGCAACGCGACCCUUCUUAUCUUACACAGGCUACGAUAUCCUUUUGGGGAGGGAGAUGAUGAUGCCGAGACCCUUGCUCGGACAAUGAUAACGGAGAUGCAGCAUUGUUUAGCGAUGGCCAAGCAACACCCCCCCAAUAUAGCAUUGGUCCUCCUUGUUGCUGGCGCGGAAGUCCAUGAUUCCUUUGGCCGGCAAAAUAUUCUUUCGUUGUUGCAGAGCAUCAAGGGCUCCAGCUUCUACCCCUUCGUGGCGAAUCUUCGGGUGUUUCUAACUCGCGUCUGGACCAGCCGAGAUGAGGGAACCACGCGGUAUCUGUUCGACCUAUUCGAUCACGAUGAUAACCUCAGCAUCCCUCUGUGA
Aspergillus bombycis is the source of this 1527-nucleotide messenger RNA. Its product is annotated as Zn(II)2Cys6 transcription factor. Bases 1 to 1527 code for a protein of 508 amino acids. The transcript has a single exon. Gene Ontology annotation, biological process: regulation of DNA-templated transcription. Gene Ontology annotation, molecular function: DNA-binding transcription factor activity, RNA polymerase II-specific; zinc ion binding. NCBI's taxonomy places the organism in Eukaryota, Fungi, Ascomycota, Eurotiomycetes, Eurotiales, Aspergillaceae. The record is from RefSeq and is a predicted model, not a curated record.